CCGCCCCGCCUCGCGCCGCCCCGCGCCGCCGCCGGACUCCCGAGCUCUAGACGCGCCGACGGCGGGGCAGACGGACUAGUGGACAGACGCGCCCGCCGCGGGACGAGCGGAGCGCAGCGCGGGCCUCGUGAGAGAGAACGGUAGAUCUGGAGGCGACGCGUGGCCGGCUGCGGGGCAUGGCAUCACUCGCGGAGCCCGUGGGAGCCUGGCUGGCCGUGGCCGUGGCCCUGGCCCUGGGCCCAAGCCCCAGCACGGCGGUCCCGGGGCAGGACUGCACGGGCGUCGAGUGCCCCCCGCUGGAGAACUGCAUCGAGGAGGCGCUGGAGCCGGGUGCCUGCUGCGCCACGUGCAUGCAGCAGGGCUGCGCCUGCGAGGGCUACCAGUACUACGACUGCCUGCAGGGUGGCUUCGUGCGCGGCCGCGUGCCCGCCGGCCAGUCCUACUUCGUGGACUUCGGCAGCACCGAGUGCUCCUGCCCGCCGGGCGGUGGCAAGAUCAGCUGCCAGUUCAUGCCCUGCCCGGAGCUGCCGCCCAACUGCAUCGAGGCCUUGGUGGCGGCCGACAGCUGCCCGCAGUGCGGCCAGGUGGGCUGCGUCCACUCCGGCCGCAAGUACGCCGCCGGCCACACGGUCCACCUGUCACCCUGCCGGGCCUGCCACUGUCCCGACGCCGGCGGCGAGCUCAUCUGCUACCGGCUCCCCGAUUGCCACGGAGAUGCCGCCCCUGGAAACUUCUCUGACGCCGAGGAGGGUGACCCUGAGCGACACUAUGAAGACCCCUACAGCUACGACCAGGAGGUGGCCGAGGCGGAGGCCGCGGCGGCCCUGGAGGGCGAGCUCCAGGCGGGCGCUGGGGGCCCGGCUGCUCUGGGAGCUGGGGGUCAGCCACCUUCAGCCAUCCAGGCCACCCGCUGGCCGGCUGCCCUCCCCAGGCCCACGGCAGCUGCCGCCCUGGGUCCCCCAGCCCCCGUGCAGGCCAAGGCCAGGAGAGUGACGGAGGACAGACAGGAGGACAGAGAGGAAUUGACAGUCAGGGAGCAGCCGGCAGCAGGUGGCCCCAGAGGCUUGGAUGGACGGCCCACAGCAGGUCCAGCCCCUGGUCUCCCUGUCCAAGAGGAGGCGGCAGAGGCCAGGGCACGGCCCGAAGAGAACCUCAUCCCGGAGGCCCAGGCCACCCCCCGCAGUGCUGGGCAGGAGGGAGCUGGGCCCAUUGCAGCGUCAAGCACGGCCAGUGUCCCCACAUCACAGGCCACACAGAGCGCUCCCGAGCGCCCGGCAGAGCCCAGCACCCACGCCAUCCUGACCACACCUCACCAGGAGGCGGCUCGCGUCCCACCCACCCAGGAAGUGCCCAAGCAGCCACUGGUUGUGCCCCGUUCUCGGCCAGAAGAAGACACAGACCCCAACUCUGUCCAUUCUGUCCCCAGAGGUGACCCUGAAGUGUCCACGAAGGACCUGAUCGAGACGUGCUGUGCGGCAGGGCAGCAGUGGGCCAUUGACAACGAUGAGUGCCUGGACAUCCCCGAGAGCGGUGCUGAGAGUGAUGUGUGCAGGACGGCCCAGAAGCACUGCUGUGUGUCCUACUUGAAGGAGAAGAGCUGCAUGGCCGGUGUCAUGGGGGCCAAGGAGGGCGCGGCAUGCGGGGAUGAGGACAGCGACACCUGCGGUGUCUCCCUGUACAAGCAAUGCUGUGACUGCUGCGGCCUGGGGCUCCGCGUGCGGGCCGAGGGCCAGUCGUGUGAGUCCAACCCCAACCUCGGCUACCCCUGCAACCACGUCAUGCUCUCCUGCUGUGAGGGCGAAGACCCCCUCAUCGUGCCCGAGGUCCGCCGGCCUCCGGAGCCUGAGGCUGUACCACGGAGAGUUUCAGAGGCGGAGUUGACGAGCCGGGAGGCCCUGUCGCUGGGCACGGAGACUGAGCUGCCCAACAGCCUGCCCGGUGACGACCAGGAUGAGUGCCUGCUCCUCCCGGGGGAGCUGUGCCAACACCUGUGCAUCAAUACCGUGGGCUCCUACCACUGUGCCUGCUUUCCUGGCUUCUCGCUGCAGGACGAUGGCCGCACCUGCCGCCCAGACGGUGACCGCCCCAAGCCGGAGGCCGCCGAGGAGUCAGCGCUGAGGCCCGAAUCCUCCCAGGUGGUCCCCAACACCAUCGCGCUGCCCGUGCCGCAGCCCAACACCUGCAAAGACAACGGGCCCUGCAAGCAGGUGUGCAGCGUGGUCGGGGACACCGCCAUGUGCUCCUGCUUCCCCGGCUAUGCCAUCAUGGCGGACGGCGUGUCCUGUGAAGACCAAGACGAGUGCCUGCUGGGCACUCACGAUUGUAGCUGGCGACAGUUCUGUGUGAACACCCUGGGAUCCUUCUACUGUGUCAACCACACAGUGCUCUGUGCGGAGGGCUUUAUCCUCAAUGCACACAGGAAGUGCGUGGACAUCAACGAGUGCGUGACGGACCUGCACACGUGCAGCCGGGGCGAGCACUGCAUGAACACGGUGGGCUCCUUCCGCUGCUACAAGGCUCUCACCUGUGAGUCCGGCUACAUGCUCAAGGAUGGCGAGUGCACAGACGUGGACGAGUGUGAGCUGGGCACACACAACUGCCAGGCGGGCUCCGUGUGCCGUAACACCAAGGGCUCCUUCUACUGCCAGGCGCGGCAGCGCUGCAUGGAGGGCUUCCUGCAGGACCCCGAGGGCAACUGCGUGGACAUCAAUGAGUGCACGUCGCUCUCCGAGCCAUGUCGGCCAGGCUUCAGCUGCAUCAACACGGUGGGCUCCUACACGUGCCAGAGGAACCCGGUGAUCUGCGGGCGUGGCUACCACGCCAGCCAGGACGGGACCAAGUGUGUGGACGUGAACGAGUGCUGGAGCUCGCCCAGCCGCCUGUGCCAGCACGCGUGCGAGAACACGCUCGGCUCCUACCGCUGCUCCUGCGCCUCCGGCUUCCGGCUGGCGGCCGACGGCAAGCGUUGCGAAGACGUGAACGAGUGUGAGGCCCAGCGCUGCAGCCAGGAGUGCGCCAACAUCUAUGGCUCCUACCAGUGCUACUGCCGCCAGGGCUACCAGCUGGCUGAGGACGGGCAUACCUGCACAGACAUUGACGAGUGCGCUCAGGGCGCCGGCAUCCUCUGCACCUUCCGCUGCAUCAACGUGCCAGGAAGCUACCAGUGCGUGUGCCCAGAGCGCGGCUACACCAUGACGGCCAACGGGAGGUCCUGCAAAGACCUGGACGAGUGUGCACUGGGCACCCACAACUGCUCUGAGGCUGAGACCUGCCAUAACAUCCAGGGUGGCUUCCGCUGCCUGCGUUUCGAGUGUCCCCCAAACUACGUCCGGGUCUCUGAAACGAAGUGCGAGCGCGCGCUGUGCCACGACUUCAUGGAGUGCCAGAACGCGCCGGCGCGCAUCACGUACUACCGGCUCAACUUCCAGACCGGGCUGCUCGUGCCGGCGCACAUCUUCCGCAUCAGCCCGGUGCCCGCCUUCGCCGGCGACACCAUCGCGCUGACCAUCACCAAGGGCAACGAGGAGGGCUACUUCGGCACGCGCCGCCUCAACGCCUACACGGGCGUCGUCUUCCUGCAGCGGUCCGUGCGCGAGCCACGGGACUUCGCCCUGGACGUGGAGAUGAAGCUAUGGCGGCAGGGCUCCGUCACCACCUUCCUGGCCAAGAUGCACAUCUUCUUCACCACCUUUGCCCUGUGAGGCGCGGCCGCGGACGAGCGCGUGGAGCCCCGGGUUCUCCCUGGCCCGGCGCCCCGGCCGCACGCCUCUUUCCGUGCUCCCUGCCGGCCGCGUGGGGGGCGGGCGAUGUGGCCAGUUUACUCUGACCCUGUAAAUUAACUUAAUUUUGCUGACCUGUUCCUCGCGUUUCGGCCUCUCCUGUGCCCCUGGAGGGAGCUUUGCGCAGGCCACUGCUGGUGCCCCGUGGAUGGGGUCGGAGGAUCCGAGGCUGGACAUGACCAAGACUGGAAUCAGCGACCACGUUGGACAUUUUGGACUCAACUGGGUGACCUGUCCCCAAUGAUGAUAUUCUGUUUCAUGUUCCACUGUGAUUAGCUCUUCACUUUUUUUAAAAAUCGUUUUUAAGUGUUUUUGUUUAAUUAUAAAGUAGUACAUGUAUAUUGCAAAUAUAUAUAUAUAUUCAAAUAGUACAAAAGGGUU
This is a messenger RNA of Aethalodelphis obliquidens (Pacific white-sided dolphin), 4160 nucleotides long. It is a transcript of the gene FBLN2, whose product is annotated as fibulin 2. The record is from RefSeq and is a predicted model, not a curated record. Gene Ontology annotation, cellular component: extracellular region. The transcript is spliced from 17 exons. Gene Ontology annotation, molecular function: calcium ion binding. The coding region runs from base 177 to 3701 and encodes 1174 amino acids. Lineage: Eukaryota; Metazoa; Chordata; Mammalia; Artiodactyla; Delphinidae.